Plasmodium reichenowi is the source of this 5319-nucleotide messenger RNA. Its product is annotated as RNA-binding protein, putative. The transcript has a single exon. Bases 1 to 5319 code for a protein of 1772 amino acids. Gene Ontology annotation, cellular component: nucleolus; U12-type spliceosomal complex. NCBI's taxonomy places the organism in Eukaryota, Apicomplexa, Aconoidasida, Haemosporida, Plasmodiidae. Gene Ontology annotation, molecular function: RNA binding. The record is from RefSeq and is a predicted model, not a curated record. Gene Ontology annotation, biological process: positive regulation of mRNA splicing, via spliceosome.
AUGAACAAGAUCUUUUCGGAAGCAAAUGAUAAAAGUAGUCAUGACAAUAUGCAUGAUAAUUAUUUGUAUUAUCCUAAUUUUAAAAUGUUCAUAAGUGAAAAUAAUAAUAAUAAUAAUAACAAUAAGAUUCAUAAUAGUAAUAUCAGUAAUAAUUCGAAUGAAGAAAAUUUUGAAGAGUCAAGAAAAUAUAUACAUAGGGAAAUUACAAAAACACUUAAGGCUAAUUCAGUUAAGAUAAAUAGAAUAUCUUUGGAUAGCCAUGCAGAAAAUAAUAAAAAGGAAUAUAUAUAUAAUGAGAAUAAUAAUAUUAAUAAUAAUAUUGAUAAUAAAGAAAUAAGUAAUAAUAAAAAUAUUAUUAUUAAUAAUUAUAGCAACAUGAUAAAAGUUAAUAAAUAUAUGGCAUGCAAUGAUAAAAAUAUUAGUGCUAUCGAAAAUGAACUUAAUAAUAAUUUAUGUCGACAUAAUGAAAAUGAUAAAAAAUAUGAUAUGGUAAAUAAUAAUAAUAUUAUAAAUAAUUAUGACAUGUUGAAUAAUAAUAAUAAUAAUAAUAAUAAUAAUAAUAAUAUAUUAAAUAAUAAUAACAUGCAUAAUAAUAAUAUUAAUAAUAAUAUUAAUAAUAAUAAUAAUAAUAAUAAUAUUAAUAUGAUUAACAAUAAUAAUAUGAUUAAUAAUAAUAAUAUGCUUAAUAAUAAUAGCGUGCAUAAUAAAUGUGAUCAGGUUUAUGAAAAUAAUAAUGUAACAAAUAAUUCUUUCUUAAAUGGAAGAACGGAUGUUUUGCCUAAUGAGUUAUUUUUAGAAGUUAACAGAAAUGAAAAUUUUGAGGAAGAAUGUAAAAUAAAACAUAAUAUGGACAAUUUUGUUUUUAGUAAUGAUGAAAUGAUAUAUAAAACGAUAAAUGGUAAUAAUAAGUUGUGUGACAUAUAUAAAAAUAAUAAUAUGGAUAAAAACAUUAAUAAUAAUAAUAAUAAUAUAUAUGAACAUGAAAUUAGUAAUAAUAUAAAUAACUUGAAAAAUAUGAAUAUUAACUUAUAUCGUAUGAACGAAUUAAACCAUGCAACAUUUAUUAAAACAAACCAAUCUAAUUUUAUAAAGGGAAAUAAUAAAGAAUGUAAAAAGGAAACUAUAAAUAAAAUCAAAAAGGUUGAUAUCCAUAAUAAAAAUUAUAAUAAUGAUAAUAUUAAUGAUAAUGAUAAUAUUAUUAUUAAUAAUAAUAAUUAUUAUAAUGAUAAUAUUAUUCGAAAUAUAACGUUUAAACAUGUUGAUAAUAAGAAUGAUGUAAAUGAAUCUAUUGAUUAUAAUUUAUAUAAUGAAGCUUUUAUGGACAUGAAUAUAUCUUAUAAUGGACUUAUGAAUAAUAACCUUAAUAAUGUUAGCAUGCAUAACAAUAAAAAUGACGACUACAAUAUUAUGAACAGUAAUUAUAAUAUAUACAUGUAUAAUAAGAACAAAAAUCCCAAAAAACAUUAUUCGAAAAAAUUAUUUACUGAUAAGAAUGAAUAUUCAAAAAUGAAUAUAAUGGAAAAUGAUUGUAAUAAAUAUAAAAAAUAUAAUAAUUUGAAGGAUAACUUUUAUAUGAAUAACAAUUAUAAAAAUAUACGUACAAAUAUGGAUUAUAUAAAAAAUAAAUCAGAAUAUUUUAUGAAACCAGAUAUGAAAGAUAAACGUUAUGCAAAUAAUAAUAUGUAUGAUGAUUUUUUUACUAUUGAAAAUAUGGAAAAAUGUGAUGAAAAAAAGGAUUACUUAAAAAAUGAAGAAUAUAACUACAAUAUGAAUUGUAAUAAUAGGUUAACAACAAAUGAAACGUACAAUUCUGGUACAUAUAAUAGUGGUAGUUAUAACAAUACAAGUUUUCAUAGUGCAAAUAUUAAUAACAAUUCUUAUGAUAAUAUAUGUUUUAAGAAAUCUAAUUAUAAUAAUGGAAUGUUUAGUAAUGCUACAUAUAAUAAUUAUACGUAUAAUAAUGCAAUUUUUUCCAAUAAUGUUUAUAAUAAUAAAACAGCAACAAAUAGUAUUCAUAAUAUUAAUAUUCAUGGUAAUAAUAAUGUUCAUGGUAAUAGAAGUUUCCAUGGUAAUUAUAAUAUUGAUAGUAAUAAUAAUUUUGACAUAUAUAUUCCACCUGCCCCUUUUGAUAGUGCUGAUAAUAUUAUUUCAAACAACAAAAAGAAUAUGAAAGAUAAUUCUUUCCAGGAUGGAAAACAAAAAAAGGUAUUUAAAAGUUUGGGUGAGAAUAACAAUUCGGUGUUUAAUAACUUAAACAAAGAGUAUAUACAUGGAAAUAAUAUGAACACCUGUUUAAUGAACGGAAUUGUGAAUAACAAGAAAGGUAAGGAAAAGAAAAUUCUUUUUCAUGAUAUAGAAAUUAAUAAGAGUGAAAAUAACAUGAUAAAUGAGAAAUUAAUGGAUAAUCCUUCUGAAUCUAAUACAAGCUUGUUGAGCAGUUUCGAUUUUAGGUCUCAUUUGUCUUAUAAUAAAUAUAAUGAUAAGGAACGUAAUAAUAAUAAAAAUAAAAUGAGUAUUAAAGGAAAUUAUAAGAUGAAUAGUAUACUGAAUAAUCAAAUGAGUCAUCGCAUUGAUGUUGAAGAUGAUGAAACAUUGAAUAAAAGCAAGAAGAGUCAUAAUAUUUUAAAUAACAAUGAUGUUAUAAUAAAUAAGAACGAAUGUGGAAAUUCAAAUAAUUUUUUACCUACGGGCAAGCACACAUACAAUAAGAAUUUUAUGGAUAGUUAUGAUAAUAAACACAUUGAUAUUAUUAAUAAUAAUUAUGAUGAAAAUGAUAAUUAUGAUGAACAUAAUAUCCAUGAUGGAAAUAAUAUCCAUGAUGGAAAUAAUAUCCAUGAUGGAAAUAAUAUCCAUGAUGGAAAUAAUAUCAAUGAUGGAAAUAAUAUCCAUGAUGAACAUAAUAUCCAUGAUGAACAUAAUAUCCAUGAUGGACAUAAUAUCCAUGAUGAACUUAAUAUCCAUGAUGGACAUAAUAUCCAUGAUGAACUUAAUAUCCAUGAUGAACUUAAUAUCCAUGAUGGACAUAAUAACUAUGAUGACAUUAUAACAAAUCACACAAGUAAUAACUUUUUUAUUGGUGAUUCAAUUAAUUUUGAUAAUAAAAUAGAUAAUGAUAAUGAACUACAUAAUGGGAAAGAAGAAAUAGAAAACGGAGGGGAAAUUUUACCUGAAAAUAAAGAAUAUGUAAUAAAACUCUUUUUUGGAAAUUUAGCUCCUAUAACUACCGAAAAGGAUAUGCACAAUUUAUUCAGCAAUUUUGGUAGAUGCGAUUCAUUAAUUAUAUUAAAAGAUAGAAGAAGUAAAUCACGAGGUUCUGGUUUUGUUACUUUUUAUAAUAGGGACGAAGCAGUAAAUGCCAUAAAAUGUUUAAAUAAUAAAAUAAUUUUAUCAGGUGCUCAUAAACCUUUGGAAGUUCGUUUUCCAGAAAAUAAGGAAGAAAAGAAAAUAAGAACCAAAUUAUUAAAUGCAGCAAAAUGGAAGGGUAAAAAAAUUGCACCUAGUGGAUGUUUACCAAUAAGUACCGAAGAUAUAUUAAACCAAUCAUCCUUAACAAUGAAUAGUACAAAUAAUAUAUCCAUUUUAAAUGCGAAUGAUUCAUAUAAUAUGUUUUCAGAAAAUGAAAAUACUGUAGUAUAUGAUAAUAAAGAUAUGAAUCAUUAUGAUAAUACAAAUAUAAAUCAUUUAAAUUGGUCAGAACAAUUUUCGGAGUUAUGUAAAACCACUAGUGAAACAACUUCUGAUACCUUAAAUAAUGAUUAUUUUAAUAAGAUGGAAGAGGUUAAAAUGGGUACGUAUAAUCGUACAUAUCGAAAGGGACCUCAUGAGAAUUACACUGAUAAUAUGAAUAUUAAUUUUAUGUUACAGGGAAAUUUGGGUGAAUUCCUACCCAAAUUUUUAAUAGACAAUAAUAGUAGUAGUGGUAAUAAUGUUGCUUCGUUUGGAAAGAACAAAGAUAUUAAUAAUGUGAUUCAGAAUAAUGAUAAAAUGUAUGAUAAUAUGAAGGAUCAUAUGAAUGAUAAUAUGAACGACAAUAUGAAUGAAGAUGACAAUAAUAAUAACAAUUAUUAUGAUAAUAACCUUUUGGAUAUGAAAAAUGAGACAAUAAUUAAUUAUCUAAGCAAUAAGGAAAAAAUAAUGGAUAAUACAGUUGUGAAUAAUAUCGACAAUUAUAAAGAAAAAAUAGAAAAUUUUAAUGAACGAUAUUAUGAAGAUGAUUUAAGUUUCUUAAACUUUCCAGGAUCCAUAACAAGUUAUGAUAAAAACCAUCAAAGAGAUAAAAGAAAAAACUGUUUUGAAGAAUAUCUAGACGAUAAUAAUUAUUUUAUUGAUAGUAAUCUAAAGGAAGUUAUAGAAAAUAAUAUAUAUUCGAAUAUGGAUAAGGAACAAAUUGAUAAAGGUCUAGAACUAAAUAUAUCACCAAGUAUAAAUGUUAUAGUAAAAGAAGAAGGUGGUAGUUUGAUUCAUGAUAAGGAUAUAUAUAAAAAAAAGAAAAAUAAUGAUGAUAUAUCUAAUGGAUAUAAUAAUAUGAAUGUACAUCAUUUAGGUUUUAAUUUAUUUGAUUUAAUAAAAAUUAAUGAUGAUGUAUUAUUGAAAAAUGAAUAUAUAAAUGGUAAUUCGCUCAAUCAUGAUAAGGACAAUAUACCAUCUACUAAUAAUAAAAAAGAUAAUAAUUAUAAUAAUAAUAAAAAAGAUAAUAAUUAUAAUAAUAAUAAAAAAGAUAAUAAUUAUAAUAAUAAUAAUAAUAAUAAUAAUGAUAGUAAUGAUAGUAAUAAUAGUAAUAUGCACAGUAAUAAAUCAAUAGAUGAUAUGAUACCUUAUGAAAAUUUGAAAAAACUAAAUGAUUUAUAUAAUUUCAAGUAUAAUAAUUUUUAUGAAGAAUCAGUCAAACUUUUGGGAACCCAUUUCACUGAAGAUAUAAGUUUAAAUAACCCUGAUGUAAAUUUUAAUAAAUAUGAUGAAUAUUUAAAUUUAUACAAACAAAAUGAAGGAAAUAAAAAAUCAGAGGAACAGGAAGAUGAAACAAAAAGAAAAGAUGAACAAAGUAAUGAUCUAUUAACCUUAUUACCUCAUGAUUUUAAUAAAGAAAACUUUUAUUUAAAUAUUAAAAAUAUGGAAAGAAAUAAUGAUAGUUUAAGUGAUGAAAUGUUAAAAAAUUUAAUCAACCUUUAUACAAAAAAUAAAUCAUCUAUAUUUACUUCACAUAUGUUUAGUUACCUAAAUAAUGUUCUUUGUGAAAUAAAUAAUGCAUUGGAAAUAUUCAACAAAUUUAAUGCAAAUAGUUCUAUCAAAAAUAAUAGUGAUAAUAGUACCAAGGAAUAG